AUGGAGGUGGGCGGGAGGCUGACAUACCGGCAUACCAUCAGGGACAGAUAAGAAAGUAGACAAGCAGAGGGGAGGGAAGGGGAUUAGUGGUGCAUCGCUUUAAAGACACAUAUACAUCACAGCCAACGCCACUCUGACCUGCAGCGCAGAGCCCUGCACAGACGAGAAGCACGGCGGGAGCGGGGAGCCAGGACAGACCCCGGCGCACACGGCGGCGUGCUUUGAGGGCCAACGGGUUUGGUUCGGAGAAGUGUUUUAAGAGGCUGUUCUGAAAGGAGAGGAGAUCAACCGGCCGUAACCUGGAGGACCCACAGCUCGAGUUCCAACGGACCCCGCACCAGAGCUUCCCAAUGAGUAUGUCUGGUACUCUGGAGAAGGGGGCUCACCACCAGAACCUGGACCUGUCUGAGGAGGUGCCCCCGCACCACCACUACCACCACCAGCAGCUCCAGCACCACCAGCAGCAGCAACUGGCCCAACUCGGCCACCACCAGCACCACCAGCACCUCCAGCACUCCAACUCCCUGGCCUCCACCACCGCCGUGGGCAUGGGCGGAGGCUUAGAGACGCCGCCACCGCUCGUGGUGGUGCCUCCGCCCUACUCUGCCGCCGAGAGCGGUGGUGGAGGAGGGAGCGACGCCCCGCUGGAGCUGCGCGGCUCUCUGGACUGCUGGGCGUGCUCCGUGCUGGUGACGGCCCAGAACCUGCUGAUCGCGGCCAUCAACGCCUGCCUGGCCGGGGUGGUGUUUGGCACCAUCCUGACGCCCGCCACCACCAUGGUGGCGUUCGGCUUCCUCUGCCAUUCCACGGUGCGCCCCCACGGGACCUCCCGCUACUGCUCCGACCUGCUGUCUGACGGGGGCUGCGUGGCCCUGCUGGUGGUGGGCUUCCUGCUCGUCACCCCCCUGCUGGUGCUGGCCCUGGCCGCCUACUGCCGCCUGGCCCGCCACCUCCAGCUGGGCCUCUGCUUCAUCCCCUACAGCCGCGCCGUCUACAAGAACCUGCCCGCCACGCAGCACCGCGGCCUGGCCCCCGGCUGCUGCUGCCCGGGGGGGGGCCCGCGGGGGGGCUCUGCCAGCGGGAAGGGGAAGGUGUGGGUGUAGCGUCGUGGAGGUGAGGGAAGGAGUGGGUGGGGGGACAAUCAGCUUUCAAUCGGGGGCCACUUUUCAAAGUGGCCCCCGGGCCACUUUUUGUGGCCCGGGGGCAAAAGUGGCCCCUGAAUUAAAUUUGUAAUUUUGUAUUUUUUGUUUGCUAGUUUCUAGUUUAAACCUUCAAAAAACGUCCCUUUGCGAGGGACAAUCAAGGUUGUACGGUUCAAGUCAUUCACUGUAAUAUGUGGUGAGGAGGGCACCAUCGAUGGCUGGUUACUGCAGGAGAUUACUGUUACUUAAUGAGGGGGGCAGGGCGCAUACUGAUGCAGCAAGACCCCCCACUACCAGGAAUGAUGUUGUUGUGAGAAUCACCCAUUUGGGGGAUUCAAUAUGGGGGUGGUCUUACUAAGGAGGGGGGUUGAGGUUUGGGGACAAAACAAGAGGAUGAUGCAGGGUAAAAGCUGUUAGGCAAAGACCUGAGACAAAAGGUCUCCACUAGAUCUGGGGCAAUGUGAGCAUCAAUCUCACUCAUUCUAGACAGAGAUGUCAAAAUGUCUGGAAAUGUGUUUUAUUAAAACUGCAGCCAACUGGCUCUACCUUUAGCUAGGAAUUGGGCCCAAUCUAUUACCAAAUCUAUUACAUACACAGGAUGUACUGAAAUGAAAGACAAUAAAAUCGUUAAUUAUUAUGAAUUUCCACCAUGGAUUCGAUUUUAGCGAUGGCUUUAGCUUAGAUUACAAACCAGGAACGUAUACUUGUUUCGCCUGGUAUUUGUUAUAUAAAUACAAUUCUUACAAACUAA
Molecule: messenger RNA, 1893 nt
Organism: Gadus morhua (Atlantic cod)
Lineage: Eukaryota; Metazoa; Chordata; Actinopteri; Gadiformes; Gadidae
Gene: tmem88b
Product: transmembrane protein 88 b
Exons: 3
Coding region: 351-1103 (250 amino acids)
Cellular component (GO): plasma membrane
Molecular function (GO): PDZ domain binding
Source: RefSeq, a predicted model, not a curated record